Molecule: messenger RNA, 411 nt
Organism: Lycium ferocissimum
Lineage: Eukaryota; Viridiplantae; Streptophyta; Magnoliopsida; Solanales; Solanaceae
Exons: 2
Coding region: 1-411 (136 amino acids)
Molecular function (GO): RNA-DNA hybrid ribonuclease activity; nucleic acid binding
Source: RefSeq, a predicted model, not a curated record
AUGUGGUACUCAGUUCAAACCUAUCUAUCAGGCUGCUCGUACAAUCAUCAUGUGGCAGAUAUGGAAAAGAAGGAACAUUGGCCUCUUUUGGUUCAAUUUUUGGAGAAGUAUAAUCCACAAGUAACCAGCAAAGCAGUAGCAUGGAAUUAUCCUCCGAAUGGUUGGUAUAAGUGUAAUACAGAUGAGGCAUACCAGAGCAACACAAGUCAAAGUUCAUCAGGAUUUUGUAUCAGGAAUAGUGAUGGAAAUUUAGUGCAUGCAUGGGCAAGCAUUAUACCAGAAGCAUCUUGCAUUGUUGCUGAAGCAAAAGCAAUCCUUGAAGGGGUAGAGUAUUAUGUUGUACAUCAUUUUCUUCCUCUGAUAGUGGAAACAAACUCACUCUUGAUGACAAAAGUAUUGAAUGAUGAAUGA